CCUGUCUGGGAGCAUUAAAGUUCCUCCAAAAUCGACCAAUCAACUUGCGCUUUUCUCUCCUUCGUCGCACCCAACUUCCCGUUUAAUCAUUCCUCUCCGCUCUUUGUCGAAUUUUCACUUCCAAGCUUUUGAAAGAGCCUCGUACACCUCUUGCGCACUUUGAGCAGACACACCACCACAAGUGCUUUUGAGGGCGCGACCAUGCAGUUCUCGGCGGUGUCUACAGUCUUACUGGCUGUUAUAGCCUGCGCUGCUCCCGGAAACAGCGGUGUGAUUCAAGACACGGCGGCGAGCGCGAAAACCUAUGACUACAUCAUCGUGGGGGGAGGCACCGCGGGUUCCGCCCUCGCGACGCGACUCAGCCGAGGUCUUCCUCGCGCGCGGAUACUGCUCAUCGAAGCCGGUCCCUCAGCGCUGCAGGAGGACCGAAUCAACAUCCCAGGUAUGAAGGGCUCGACCUUGGGCACCAUUUACGACUGGAACUUUACGACCGUCGCGCCAUCAAACCUCAAAGGGCGUUCACUGCCAGCUAGUCGCGGCAAGGUCCUUGGUGGUAGCUCGGCUCUGAACCUCAUGACAUGGGACCGCUCUGCGGCUGCUGAGUACGAUGGCUGGGAGCAGCUGGGCAAUCCCGGAUGGAACUGGGAUAACAUGAUUGAUGCCAUGGAGAGGGUCGAGACCUUCGCGAGCAUCAACACUCCUGACUAUGGUGAUCAAGGCGUCGGCACCACUGGCCCAAUUCAUACAGUCAUCAAUAGGAUCAUACCGCAGCAGCAACAGCUUUGGUUGAAAGCAAUGGCUGGUCUCGGGAUCCCCAACAAUCGCAACUCUCUAGGCGGUAAUCCUAUUGGCUACAUGAACCAACCAAGCAACAUCAACUCCCACAACUGGACGCGGUCUUAUGCUGCCAACGCCUACAUUCCCCUAGGCGGUGAGAACCUUGAUAUUAUGCUCGAUGGUAGAGUAUCCAAGGUCAACCUGAAACAGCACGGAUCCUUGCAGACCGCAACGGGCGUGACCAUGGCUGACGGAACCGUCAUCAUUGCUCGGAAAGAGGUCAUCCUGUCAGCUGGCUCUUUUCAAAGCCCAGGGCUACUGGAGUUGUCCGGCAUUGGAAGCAAAAAGGUCCUCACUGCCGCGGGGAUCAACCAGACCAUUGAUCUCGAGGGUGUGGGCGAGAACCUCCAGGAUCAUGUUCGCUAUCAGACAUCGUACCAGCUCAAGGAGGGUUUCUCGUCGUUCGACAUCCUCAGGUACAACACCACCUAUGCCGCGGAGCAGCUCGCACUUUGGCGACAGAACAAAGUUUCCCUGUACGACUACACGGGCAGUGGUUACGCGUUUCUCAACUGGGACCAAGUUGUGGACCACACAGAGUCUUCGGCCUUGUGGAACCUCGCCAUGGCCAGCGUUGCCGAAUCACCUUCGGUCGUCGACAAGAAGAAGCUCGAGUAUCUCGCCAAUCCAAGUACCCCUCAGGUCGAGGUCAUCUUCUCUGAUGGAUACACAGGCUUCAAGGGCUACCCAGCCAGAGGAAGUCCAUCCUUUGGGCAGAAUUAUUUCACACUCAUCGGAGUCAUCAUGCAUCCUCUUAGCCGCGGAUCAGUCCAUGUUACGUCAAACGACAUCACCAAAGCGCCGAGCAUCGACCCGAACUACCUUUCUUCGGCCUACGACCUGAGGGCAGCCGUCAACAUUGCGAAAUACUGUCGCAAAGUCGCUACGGCCGCGCCUCUCUCGUCGUCCUGGGACAGCGAGUACGAGCCCAGUAUGGGGGCCGUGAAGACAGAUGACGAGUGGGAACAAUAUGUCCUCAACACAACCCUGUCAAUCUACCACCCUGUAGGAACUUGCGCCAUGCUGCCCCGAAAGGAUGGAGGAGUUGUCAGUCCAGAGCUCAAGGUGUACGGCACCACCAACCUGCGUGUGGUCGACGCUAGCAUCAUGCCCGUGCUUCUGUCGGCACAUAUUCAGACGGCAGUCUAUGGCAUCGCUGAGCGCGCGGCCGCCAUGAUCAUCCGGGAUUCUCACAACUAGUCUCACACCGUUUCUCUUCUUGGACGUCUGGGCAAACAUGCACCUUCUUUGUAUUUCUUCACCGGAGAGAAUCAAAUUUGAUAUGGACAGCUACAUGACUGCUGUCGCAUCAAAAUGCUUGCCAGCAACUAAAGCUUAUGCCACGAUUCCUC
Messenger RNA from Microdochium trichocladiopsis, 2189 nucleotides. RefSeq lists its product as uncharacterized. NCBI's taxonomy places the organism in Eukaryota, Fungi, Ascomycota, Sordariomycetes, Xylariales, Microdochiaceae. The record is from RefSeq and is a predicted model, not a curated record. The coding region runs from base 202 to 2037 and encodes 611 amino acids. Gene Ontology annotation, molecular function: oxidoreductase activity, acting on CH-OH group of donors; flavin adenine dinucleotide binding. Gene Ontology annotation, biological process: secondary metabolite biosynthetic process. The transcript has 2 exons.